AUGGAAUACAAUCCAGCGUACCUCGACGAGGAAGAACUACCCCAGCUCGACCAAGACCACAACUCUGGAGCCGUUGAGCAACAACAAUACAUACAUGAUACAGGUUUGAAUGGAAACGGUCUGCCCCCAGACCCUCGUCAAGUUGUAGAUGAGGAAGAGCUUUUGGCUGCUCAAGCAGCAGCUGAUGCAGCAGUAGCUCAGCAACAACAACACGGUAUUCCUGGAGGUGUUUUCGCCAAUGUGGCCCAAGGAUUGGUCGGCAAGAACAGAGACACGAUGAUGCAGUAUUGGCAGGAAACAAUCAAUUCGAUCGAACAUGAUGACCACGAUUUCAAGAACCACCAGUUGCCCUUGGCACGGAUCAAGAAGGUGAUGAAGACAGACGAAGAUGUGAAGAUGAUCAGUGCAGAGGCUCCAAUUUUGUUUGCCAAAGGGUGUGAUGUUUUUAUCACGGAAUUGUCUAUGCGAGCGUGGAUUCAUGCUGAGGAAAACAAGCGCAGAACCCUCCAGAAGUCCGACAUUGCCGCUGCACUCACUAAAAGUGACAUGUUUGACUUCCUCAUCGAUGUCGUUCCACGUGAGGAGGAGAAACCCAAGAAGUCGUAUCCACAACAUCGUCCCAGUUACGGCCAUACACCGCUGCAACUCAACAUGCUCAACCAACCGCACAUGCAACACAUGCGAGGCAACGUUCCUCCAGGACCCCCAGGUGCCCCUGGCCAUCUACAGCAGCCUGGUGGAGCUCCGAUUGCGGGUAUUGUGGGCGACAAGAGAGAAUCGGAUGUUGGUCUUAUCAAAACCGAGCUUCUGCAACAGGCCAUGCCGGGCAUGAAGGGUACGCAGUCGCCAGACGGGCAGCCGUCGUCACACAACGGAACACACAUGUCGCCUCCGCAGCGAGCAGGAGACGAGAAACUGGAGAUGUAUGGGAACUACUCACACUACGAAGGAAACUACUAG
This is a messenger RNA of Australozyma saopauloensis, 960 nucleotides long. RefSeq names its product Hap5p (gene HAP5). Gene Ontology annotation, biological process: regulation of transcription by RNA polymerase II. The transcript has a single exon. Gene Ontology annotation, cellular component: nucleus; CCAAT-binding factor complex. NCBI's taxonomy places the organism in Eukaryota, Fungi, Ascomycota, Pichiomycetes, Serinales, Metschnikowiaceae. Gene Ontology annotation, molecular function: protein heterodimerization activity; DNA-binding transcription activator activity, RNA polymerase II-specific; RNA polymerase II cis-regulatory region sequence-specific DNA binding. The coding region runs from base 1 to 960 and encodes 319 amino acids. The record is from RefSeq and is a predicted model, not a curated record.